CUCUCUGUUUCUGUAGAUGACCUUAGCAGAGUGUUUUGCAGAAUGCAUUUUAAGGUUGAGGUUCAGGACGAUCUGACAGCUUCAGAUAUGAAGGAAAUGAUAAAGCAAUUUGCAAAAAAGGAUCAUACUCAAAUGGGUGCUUUUGUCUGCUGUGUCCUCUCGCAUGGAGAAAAGGGCAUAGUUUUGGGUGUGGAUGGUAAAGAGGUUGAAAUCCGUGAACUCACAAUGCCUAUUGCUGAAUGCCGUACACUAGCAUCCAAGCCCAAGCUUUUCUUCAUUCAAGCCUGCCAAGGAAGUGAGGCCCAGAAUGGUGUUUGGACAGCGGAUUCACUGGAAAAUGCUACAGAAGGAGAAGAAUACGACGCAGAUGCUUAUAAUCCGGCAUCCCGCUUUAUUCCUAUAGAAGCGGAUAUGCUAAUCGGAAUGGCCACAGUAGAGCACUACCAGUCCUUCCGCCACACUAGAGAGGGGUCUAUCUAUAUCCAGGAGCUCUGUAAUCAGUUGGAGAUAUUAUGCCCCAGAAGAGAAGAUAUCUUGUCCAUCCUGAAAAAGGUAAACCAUGAAGUGAGCAUGAGAAUAUUGAGUGGCCACAAACAGAUGCCUGAACCUCGAUAUACCCUCACCAAGAAGCUGGUCCUGCCCAUGGACUAAAGAUUCUUAUUGACUUCUGUAAGACUGGAUUCAUGCUAAUGAAGUUUCCGUUAUUCCAUUACUCAGACUCUAUUAAUUCUUCAGGGUGGAUCAAGGCACUUUGGUACUAUAGAUUAAAAUUGAUCUGGCUGUCUCUGUGAGUUUGAUCUUAAUUAUUAAGUUUACUGCACUGAGUUACGGAAAUGUGGUUGUGUGAUCUUGUUUAAACAAUUUAAAAGUAAUAAAACAUUUAUAUUUGAUACUGGGCACAGCUAUUUUUAAACUGUUAAGCAUGAUGAUUUUAUACCAGCAGUCUAAAUGAUUUAGUUUUGAAUGCUGUUUGUAAAUGCUUAUUUUUGCCAUUAAUGUCUUCCUUGGCAAUCUAAAAUGUGUUAAGAAAUGUUUAACUCUUUAAAGACUUAGCAAUUGUAAGAAAUCAUUGAUGUCUAGAAAUGAGUGAAAUUAAACAUCAAACAUUCUUAAAAGUGUCAUUUUUUAA
Molecule: messenger RNA, 1129 nt
Organism: Sinocyclocheilus grahami
Lineage: Eukaryota; Metazoa; Chordata; Actinopteri; Cypriniformes; Cyprinidae
Product: caspase-8-like
Exons: 2
Biological process (GO): proteolysis
Molecular function (GO): cysteine-type endopeptidase activity
Source: RefSeq, a predicted model, not a curated record